Aspergillus chevalieri is the source of this 1254-nucleotide messenger RNA. It is a transcript of the gene POS5, whose product is annotated as NADH kinase POS5. The record is from RefSeq and is a predicted model, not a curated record. Bases 1 to 1254 code for a protein of 417 amino acids. Gene Ontology annotation, molecular function: NAD+ kinase activity. Lineage: Eukaryota; Fungi; Ascomycota; Eurotiomycetes; Eurotiales; Aspergillaceae. Gene Ontology annotation, biological process: NADP+ biosynthetic process; NAD+ metabolic process. The transcript has 3 exons.
AUGCGCCGUGAUGAGAUCAGAGAUAUCGAGUCUCUACCCCAGCGCUUACUGCCCGGAUAUCAAGAAUCGCACGAGGGGGAUCUUCUUUCACUCCAAUGGCCGGCACCUCCUCGAAACAUUUUCAUCGUGAAAAAGGAUUUUGCACCUUCCGUGACAGAAGCUCUAGUCGAAUUUUCCAAUCAUGUAACCUCUACAUAUCCGUCAACGGCCAUUGUCCUCGAACCAAAGACCGCCGAAGAAGUACAUUCGUCUCUCCCGUUCCCCGUCUACUCGACACGAUUGGAUAAGAAACCAUCGGCGUUACAUGAUAAAGUUGAUCUUACUGUUACACUCGGGGGCGAUGGGACUAUCCUACGAGCAUCAUCACUGUUUGCAACAUGCAACAAUGUGCCGCCGGUACUGUCCUUUGGAAUGGGAACCCUGGGAUUCUUGAGCGAAUGGAAAUUUGCCGAGUACAAACGGGCCUUCCGAGAAGUAUACAUGUCCGGGGCUGGAGUAGGCGAUCGUGCCCCCGUUCUUGAAGGCCCUCAAGCAACCCUUGCGGAGGAUGAGGGGGAAACACGAAUGGGCCCAACUGGAUGGUCGUCAGUGCGGGGGAAAUCUAUGGGUACUACUCGCGGGGCCCGCAUAUUGAUGCGAAACCGCCUCAAGGUGGGCCUCUUUACGACAGAUGGAAAACCAGUGGGAAAGCGUUUAGAAUCUGUACCAUCGCAAGGAACUCCUGGGUCCCAGGGGACGUAUGUGAUGAACGAAGUGCUGAUCCACCGGGGCAAAGAGCCGCAUUUAGCGGUGGUCGAGGUAUUUGUUGGGGGACGGUUUCUCACGGAGGCCGUGGCAGAUGGGAUCAUUAUCUCAACGCCAACUGGGAGUACAGCAUAUAGUUUGAGUAGUGGCGGGAGUAUCGUUCAUCCCUUAGUGCCAUCGGUCCUGUUGACGCCGAUUUGUGCGCGCAGUCUCAGCUUCCGGCCGCUGGUUCUGCCAUCGAGUACACCGAUUACACUGCGGUUGAGCGAGAAGAACCGCGGACGGGAGCUUGAGGUCAGCAUUGACGGGGUAAAUCUGGGCCAAGGAAUGGCCGUUGGGAUGGAGGCACGAGUGUGGAACGAGGUGAUGCGGCAUGGCAAGAACAACUGGUCCGGGGGUGUACCCAGCGUCAUGCGACGUAUCAUGGGUGAAGAGGCUCACGAAGGCUGGGUGGGUGGAUUGAACGGAUUGCUGAAGUUCAACUACCCAUUUGGCGAAGAGCAGCCCUAA